Molecule: messenger RNA, 5232 nt
Organism: Saccostrea echinata
Lineage: Eukaryota; Metazoa; Mollusca; Bivalvia; Ostreida; Ostreidae
Product: NACHT and WD repeat domain-containing protein 2-like
Exons: 7
Coding region: 1-5124 (1707 amino acids)
Molecular function (GO): ATP hydrolysis activity; protein binding
Source: RefSeq, a predicted model, not a curated record
AUGAAUGAGGAUUCUAUCAAAGAAACCUUUGAAACAGAGGAAGAUCAGCUAAAACAUGGUCUUCUCCAUGGAGGGUUCAACCUCCAUGAUCUUCCUCGACUCCCAUCCAAUGUCGUCAAACUGUACGUCUGCGCAAACAGGAAAGAGUUUGAAAAGGAACGAGAGAUUUUAAUCAGAGAGGUGUAUCCCGACCUGAGACGUUACUGCCGGGACAAUCAUGGAGUGGACUUUCACGCUGUUGAUUUACGAUGGGGAUCAAGGAAGGAAGUGGAUGUAUUCCAGCCGAUGUUUCUGCGAGAACUUCAACUGUGUCAGAAAGACACAAUGGGUCCAAAUAUACUUUGCAUGUUAAGUGAAGAUGAGGAAGUGUGGUAUCCGCCAUUGGAGGUGGAAAAAGACGAGUACGAAACUUUACUGGAAUUCUUAGCUUCCUGUGGAUUUGAAGACGAGGCUCUCUUUGUGGAUAGGUACUACAAGGAAGACAAAAAUGGCCCUACACCAUACUACUAUUUACAAGUGGACUUCCAACAGACUUAUUCUGACGAAUGGUCUAGCACACUUUGUCUUCUUCAACAAAUCUUUCUGAAAGCAUCCGAAGCUUGUCUGCAGAAAGGAAUGAUUGACACUGAAACUUACAUGGAGUUCAAGCCUAUAGGCUUAGAGAACGAAGUUGAAACAGGAAUCCUUGCAGUUGAUCGGAAACAUAGGGAAAGAAACUGCAUCUUGUACGUAAAAGGAUUAUUACAAGAAGGAAAAGAGAGUACAGUAGAUGACAACAGUAGUUCUUGUACAGAGAGUACCAUUAGUAACGGUUUCCUACCAAGCAGUCUCAGAGAAACAGUGUAUGAAAAUAUGCGAGGAAGCGUGAACGUUAUAACUGAGCCUGUAGAUGAUGUAUCACUUGAAAAGUUAGAAUUUUCUAAAACGUUUGCAAACAAAGUCUACUGUUCAGUGAAAGAAAUCGUGGAUGAGUCGAUCAGAAAUCAAAAUCCCGUGCAAAGAGAUCCUUUUUUCAGGGAAAUUUACAACCAGUGGAAUUUUCUUAAAUCUUCUCAGUGUCCAUUUCUGGAGAGAGAUGAUUUGAUGUCUGCAACGAAGGAUUAUUUUCUAUCAGAAACAGAUAGACCUUUGGCAAUUAUCGGUGAAAAUGGAGCAGGGAAGACCUCUGCAUUGGCGAAGAUUAUCAGAGAUGUGAAUACCGCCAUAUAUAACAAAGACUUGACGAUGAGGACAGCUAUUGUGUUCCGAUUUGUAGGAGAGACUCAAGUUGUCACCGCACGACAGUUUCUCUUCAAUCUUUGUCUUCAUUUGGUCGACUUGAUGGGAAAGGAUCGAAGCGAAAUCCCCACGGAUUACAAACAGUUGAAAUACUUUUUCUCAGAGCUUCUUCUCAGUGGAGAAUUUGGCGGCAUGCUAAUAAUUCUUCUAGAUUCGGUGGAUCUGCUAGAAGAUAAUCACAACUUCGAAUGGCUCCCAAUAAAAAUAGCAGUAAAUGUCAAAUUGAUUGUAUCAUGUAGUUCAAACAGGACAGAAUUGUUCACUCAUUUGUUAGAUAGAUGUAAAGACAGUGUCCACUUUCUAUCACCACUGUCCUCUACCGAGUGUGAAAGGAUUUUCAGAGCUUCCCUGAGCACUAGUUGGAGGUCGGUAACAUACGAACAAAUGUCCAUUGUAAAAGACGCAUUCCAGGUAUGCACCUUACCAUUGUUUUUGUCAAUGGCUAUCGAGGAGGCUAAACGUUGGCAUUCCUACGACGACAUGAAUUUUUGUUUCAUCGGAGAAAGCGUUGGAGAAAACAUAAACGCCCUAUUUGAACGCAUUGAAAAAGAGCAUGAAACCUUGCUUGUAUCGCAUUUUCUUGGUUACCUCACUGCUGCAAACCUGGGAUUGAGCGAGGCCGAAUUACUGGAUAUUAUGUCAAUCGAUGAAGCGUUGCUUGAUGACGUCACUGCAUGCUGCAAAACUACCAUUAGAAGAAUGCCGGCGUAUCUCCCAGCGCGUUUGUUACAAGAUCUUGAACCCUUUAUCACAGAGAGGGAAGUUGAUGGGAUACUGGUGCUAUCAUGGAAGCACAGGCAAUUUCAAGAUGCAGCCGCUAAGAAAUAUUUAAGUGAAGAGAAAUUCGUGGAGGAUCUGCAUUCAAACAUUGCGGACUACUUCUUGGGAACAUGGGGAGGAUCCAUAAGAAAACCAUAUCAUGAAAGCAAUAAAUCUCAUCUUCAAAAAAGAGAAAAUGAAGCAUGUCGAUUUUUAUGCGAGCAACCAAAUCAUUUUGGAAGUACAGAAGCAAUGACAACUUACAAUCUGAGGAAGUUCCGACAUCUUCCCUUCAGCCUCCGAAGAAGUAAUCGCCUGGAUGAUUUGAAGAAAUAUGUACUGUGUGAUUUAGAUUACAUGUUUGACAAAAUUAAGUCCUCGACAUUUCAGGAACUCUUGAGAGACUACAAUGACGCACCAGAUCGAGAAAUUCAACUUGUAGAGGAUGCAUUAAAAAUGGCAAAACCAACAAUUGAAAAGGACAUAAAUUGUUUAGGAGCGGAGUUGUCAGGUCGACUGCUUGAACACACUAAAUCCUAUAAAUAUAUUCGCCAACUUGUGCACAACUGUGACUUGUACGCUCAAAGAAACUGUCCUUUGAUUCCCAACUGCCAAUGUUACAAUACGCCAGGUGGGCUGCUGCAAUACAGUUUUAACGCCGAAAGUGCAUCAAAUAUUUCCUUUCAUCAAAGUCCGUGUGGUAUUUUUCUUACAGCUAAAACUGCCGGUUCCCUUUCGUUAAGAGCGUGGGAGAUUUCAAAGGGGGAUCCAAGGCCUGAAAUAGUGAUGCCUUUUGGUCAAAUAUACGCGACUAAGGACGGAAGUUUUCUAAACGUUUUUUGCAAUGACGGAACUGUUAAAAUUUUUCGUUCCGAUUGUGGUGAACUUUACGAUUCAAUCGAGUACAAAUAUGACGAUAUUGCAAGUGUUUGUGUUUCGAAAAAGUAUCUAGCACUUGCAUUGCAAAGGGAAACAGGUCCAUAUCUUAUCGACGUAACGGAAGCAUCCCUAAUUCACAGAUUUAGCUACCAUUCACGGAGCAUGGCAUUUAAUUCUCAGGAAACACAUUUUGUUUGUGAGUCAGGUCGUAAUAUUUACCUAUUUGAAUUACCACGAUUAGUGCGAAAAUGCACUGGAGAAGCAAGUGAUGUCCCGAAACAAAUUGUCCUUUGUGGAGAUAAAAAAUGUUUUGUCGUCACCAAAAGCAAACAAGUUGAAACUAUCAUUUUUGACAUCACUAACAAACACUAUAGGCGUAACAACCUAAUGACUGACAUCGAUAUCCGUGAUAUGAAGUUGUCCAACACUGGAUUUAUUCUAGUCAUUAUGACUGGAAAGAGUCUUCGCCUGUUUUCAACCAGUACGGAAAAGCAGAAGUUCAUUAAUAAUGACUUGCCGCCUUGUUGUUUGACAUAUCCGUCUUCUAACUACGCCAGUGUGUCAUUCUCCGUUGAUGAUAAGUUGUUAAUAGGAAUAAGAGGCUACUUUGUUCUCAUUUGGAAAACAGACACCGGGAAACUUGCACGUGUUUUGCAGACCGGAAAUACCCCGCUCUUGAAAUUGCUGACGUCAUCUGCAACUAAUAAAGCAGUGACACUGUCAGCUGACAACGAUGUCCAGAUCUGGGAUUUGAGCAAUGUUGAUUAUCCAACUAGACAUACUGACAAAGUAUUUCAAAAUCCAGUCAAAAUUACUGAAGUCCUUCACGCCAAACAUCAAGUCGUCUGCUUAGGAUCAAAUCAAGAAGACGUAAAAAUUGUUAACAGCAGUAGUGGACAAAUCGAACACGUUUUACGGAACGACGAUGAUGUUGGUCCUGUCCAUGAUUUCAUAGUAUCUAAAGAUGGCAAUUAUGUCAUAACACGAAUUAAUUCCCAAAGCCUAAGAGGUCAAUCCUCUACAGAAGCCAUCCUCUAUGAUGAUUUAUUGUGGGAUGUCAAGAGUGGUAGUAAAAUUCGACAUGUCUUCGACAGUCGCUUUGCCGUUUUCUCCAAUAACUGCCGAACCUUGGUGUUUGUAACUUGUGUGAAUCUUUCCAAAAACUGGAGAAAUAACGUCUACAACUUAGAAACCACAGCUCUGGACUCUGAUUUCAAUUUUCUAUGCGAUUUUCCCGAGAAGACAGAGUUUUUGACCACACCCUGUGUUGUUUCUGAAGAGGAAUUUAGUUACAUCGUAGGAGUUGUCAAAACAGGUGCGCCGGCGGACACUGAAAGUAAAGAUGAAAUCAACACCCAACUUCUUGUUAGAGGACUGUUCAGUCCCUCAGCAACGUACAGAAUGAUUGGAAUCAGAGAUAUUGUUCAGACACUGGGUGAGGAGGAUACUUUUCUAGAUGCCUUUCCAUAUCAAGAAUGUAGCUGCUUGAUCGUUUACGAGAACAGGAAGGGGUUGAACAAUUCAAAGAGCUCCAACCCUUAUCCAAAAGGGGCUGUAGUUUAUAAUGUUGAAAAGGAAGAAUGUCUUUUUCACUUCUCUUCAUUUUUAGAACCAACAACAGAUGUAUCCAGGAUCAAAUUUUCAUCAAAUAAUAAAGUUAUCCUGGAUAAUAAUGGAAAUGUAUUCACAGCAGAAUCAAAUUUUAAAGUGCCAAAUACACGAAGCAAAGGACUGGACUUAAGAUAUUCACGUCUAGCAUUGAAAGGGCAGCACAUUAUUGGACUAACCAAAGAUCGCACUGAGUUAACAGUGGUUCGAUCCAGCGAUGGUGUCCAGAAUGCAAAAAUCCCUGUUCACGGCCGAGGAUGUUGCCUGAGCGUGGACCACGACGACAGAACCAUCGUAGUUGGCUGUGAGGACGGAAGAGUCAUGGUGUGGAGUCUGAUUUUACACCUGAGUGAUCCCAUGGCGGAACUCAUUUCAAAACUUCCCAGUCGAGUGUCCAAUCCUAAUAAAGUGACUGACAAUCAAGCAGUGGAUUUGUUGCAAAACGAUAUAAAAUAUAUAGAGGGUCGAAAACCAGCACAGCCAACGAUCACCAGUCAGACUGACAUCAGAAGACCACCAAGUCAUCAGACCGUGUCCACCGCAGUGUUUCUGACACAGCAAACAAGUCUGGGGAGAGAGACACCCUGUCAUGUACAAUAACAAACAUUAAUAGUAUUAUUUAAUUUGGAGUUUUUGUGCCAAUUACUAAUAAAUGAAAUUUUGCAUUGAAAUGAUGGAAUACUGGAUAUACAUAAAUGUUCAAACAAA